Messenger RNA from Polychytrium aggregatum, 879 nucleotides. RefSeq names its product P-loop containing nucleoside triphosphate hydrolase protein. The record is from RefSeq and is a predicted model, not a curated record. Gene Ontology annotation, cellular component: microtubule cytoskeleton. Bases 1 to 879 code for a protein of 292 amino acids. Gene Ontology annotation, molecular function: ATP hydrolysis activity; ATP binding. The transcript has 5 exons. NCBI's taxonomy places the organism in Eukaryota, Fungi, Chytridiomycota, Chytridiomycetes, Polychytriales.
AUGGCCAACCACAUCCUCGACGAUGUCGUCGUCAAGAGCCCCUCGGUCAAAUGGGACGACAUUGUCGGUCUGUCCGUCGCCAAGCAGGCGCUGCGCGAGAUUGUCAUUCUGCCGACUCUGCGGCCUGAGCUCUUCACCGGCCUGCGGUCUCCAGCCCGUGGCGUCCUGCUCUUUGGCCCGCCGGGCACUGGCAAGACCAUGCUCGCAAAGGCCGUCGCUCACGAGUCCAAGGCGACCUUUUUUGCCAUCAGUGCUUCGUCGCUCACAUCCAAAUAUGUUGGAGAAGGCGAGAAGAUGGUCCGCACUCUCUUCGCUCUGGCCCGGGAGAUGCAGCCAUCGGUGAUCUUCAUCGACGAAAUCGACUCGAUCCUGACGGAGCGCACCGAGAACGAGCAUGAAGCAUCGAGACGGCUCAAAACCGAAUUCCUCCUCCAGUUCGAUGGCCUCGGAAGCUCGAGCGAAGACAGGCUGCUCGUCCUUGGGGCCACCAACCGACCCGCAGAGCUGGACGAAGCUGCGCUGCGUAGACUCGUCAAGCGGAUCUACAUCCCCUUGCCCGAAGAUGUGACCCGCAAGACUCUUCUUGAGCAUCUCAUCGGCAGCCACAAGACCCAGCUGAGCAUCAGGGACAUUGAGUGGAUUGUCAAAUCAACCGAGGGCUAUUCCGGCAGCGAUAUCACCGCACUUGCACGCGAGGCCUCGCUCGGCCCGAUUCGCGAGCUGGGCGAGCGCAUCAUCACCACCAGCAUCCAAGAUAUCCGACCGAUCCAGCUCAUUGACUUCAAAAAUGCCCUGGGCACGAUCCGCCGCAGUGUCGGCGCAGACUCGAUCCAAGCCUACGACGCCUGGAACCAUAAAUACGGGACUGCCGGCUGCUGA